Monopterus albus (swamp eel) is the source of this 835-nucleotide messenger RNA. RefSeq names its product NADH:ubiquinone oxidoreductase complex assembly factor 2 (gene ndufaf2). The transcript is spliced from 4 exons. Gene Ontology annotation, cellular component: respiratory chain complex I; mitochondrion; membrane. Bases 98 to 583 code for a protein of 161 amino acids. Lineage: Eukaryota; Metazoa; Chordata; Actinopteri; Synbranchiformes; Synbranchidae. Gene Ontology annotation, biological process: mitochondrial respiratory chain complex I assembly. The record is from RefSeq and is a predicted model, not a curated record.
CCAAGCCCCGGAAAACAGUGGAACUACAACCCAGCGAGAGGGCAAAUAGACUAAAGGACACAAAAUCCUCCCGAAAACUUUAGACUAUACUGUAACGAUGAGCAGGAUUGUUAGUGUUCUACGGUGUACGUUUGGGAUAGCACGCGAGCACGUCGGAACAGAUAUUUUGGGGAAUAAAUAUUACUUCAUCCCAGAACAGAAGACAUGGACAGGAAGGCGCGUGCAUGCCAAGAGAAUAGUAGAGGCAGCCAAUCCUACAGAGUAUGAAUAUAUAGAAGGCAACAUACCGAUAGAGUGGGACGCUUGGAUCCGAGGCAGACGGAAGGAGCCCCCCUCCAUCGAGGAGUUGCUACAGAAUGACACUUAUAGAGAACUGAUGAAGCUGAAGGCCAAGGAGGUGGAGAAGAAAGAUCAGGCCCUACAAGCUAAGGAGUACCAGGAAGGUCUUGUGGCGACUCCUGCAAGGACUGUGGCCAAGGGCCAUGCAGCUUCUACCAGCUUCGGCAGGCAGGAGAUCAGCAAGGACCCCACCAACACUGCAAACACGUUCAAGCCCGGCUCCUGGAUGCCUUCUAAGAAAUAGAGAUAUCCACGUACACUGAGGCUGUUUUAAGACUUAAUGCAAUCCAAAAGAAAGCCCCUGCAACUGAUAUUCAUUUUAGCUGGGACUUAAGAUUUAAUAUUAAAAACACCACAAGUAUUUAUUUGAAGGCAAUAGUGCUGAACUGCAUUAUAAAGGCAUUUUUUACUUUUCUAGUCUCAGUGUAUAUUGUAUGUAUACAAGUUAAUAUUCAUCACUCACCUUGAAGCCAACAAAUUUAAUGUAAUUGAGAGG